AUGAGUGGAAACUACAAAUUUCUAGUUCUUAAUCCUUCGCCUGAGAACUUGGAUCAGAUAUUUCAAAAGGCAAAUCUCCAAAACUCCAAAAAUGGUCCAUUUGAAGCAACUGUUUUAUUAGGUGAUGUAUUACCUGAAACUGCCACUGAAUUCCCGACUACUAAACUUGAUGGAGCUACAUAUUUCGCUGAAGGAAAGCAUGGGUUGUCAAACACUAUUCAUUCAAGUUCCAGUGAAUCGGAUUUAGUCGAUGUUAGCCCCAAUUUGACAUUCUCUAAGUCAUUGGUAAACAUUGUCAAGUUGACUAGCGGACUUGUACUCAUGCUAGUAUCUGGGUCAGCUACAGCUGAUGAAGAAUCUCUAUUGGCCGAGGUAAAGAAAAUAAACAUCAAGGUAGAUAUACUAGUGACAUAUGAAUGGCCGAAUUCCAUUGCUGCACUUGAGCAAUUAACUCUCGUUGGACAUGACACUAUUGACAAAAUUUCAAAGAUUAUUAAACCAAGAUAUCAUUUUGCAGUUGGAACUGAGUCAGGGAAAUUCUUUGAGUUGGAACCGUUUAGUUGGGAUACAGGAGAAGUUACCCGUUUCAUAAGUUUGGGACAAGAAGGUAGUGAUGAGAAAUGGUUUUAUGCAUUUUCGAUGAAUAUAAAUAGAGAUUUGAUACAAGAUGAAAUUCCAAAUUUAAGAACGAACCCAUUCACAAUCGAAUCAAGGAAACGACAGCACGUACAUGAAGAAGCAGGUGAUAAGGAAGGUGAAACUGUGACUAUAAAGAAACCAAAAGUGGUCUCUCCUGAAUCGUGUUUCUUCUGUUUAUCGAAUCCCAAAACAGAAACGCAUAUGAUUGUUUCAAUUGGAACUUAUUUAUACAUGACAAUCGCCAAAGGUCCAUUAACUAGAUCAACCCAAGAAUUACCAUUUUCUGGACAUGGUAUACUUGUUCCAAUAGAGCAUAUUCCUAGUAUACGAUCGAAAUAUGAAGAUGUAUACCAGUCCCCAGUCUAUCAAGAAAUCUUAAAGUAUCAAAAUAACCUAGUCCAGGCAUUUGCCAAACAGAGGCCGCAGGAUAGAUUAAUUUUCUUUGAAGUCAGUAGGUCAACUAAUGUCCACUAUCAUGUCCAAUUUUUGCCAAUUGGUGUCACCGUGGUUGAUAAAUUUGUCAAUUCUUUGAAAAUGAGAGCCAGGCUAAACAAUGAGAAAUUCGUCAAGAAUCAUAAAUUGGAAUUCAAGCAUUUUAACAAACAAGAUGACCCAGAAUUGCUAUCUAUUAUGAACAAAUCGGAUUAUGUCAUGUUUACCGUGGGUACACCCAAUGAUGAGGAGAAAUCGAUUUAUAUUUCCGAAUUGGCGGAUAGCGACAAGCCCAUAGACAUGCAGUUUCCAAGAAGAGUAUUGGCGCAUACGUUGAACUUACCAAAGAGAGUUUAUUGGGAUAAAUGUCAACAACCUAAGUUGAAAGAAAUUUCCGAUUGUGAGGAGUUUAAAAAGUUCUUUCAUGAAUUUGACAUUACAUCUUAG
Hemisphaericaspora subhashii is the source of this 1518-nucleotide messenger RNA. RefSeq lists its product as uncharacterized. NCBI's taxonomy places the organism in Eukaryota, Fungi, Ascomycota, Pichiomycetes, Serinales, Debaryomycetaceae. Bases 1 to 1518 code for a protein of 505 amino acids. The transcript has a single exon. Gene Ontology annotation, cellular component: post-mRNA release spliceosomal complex. The record is from RefSeq and is a predicted model, not a curated record. Gene Ontology annotation, molecular function: RNA lariat debranching enzyme activator activity. Gene Ontology annotation, biological process: mRNA splicing, via spliceosome.